Molecule: messenger RNA, 738 nt
Organism: Grammomys surdaster
Lineage: Eukaryota; Metazoa; Chordata; Mammalia; Rodentia; Muridae
Gene: Trim40
Product: tripartite motif containing 40
Exons: 5
Coding region: 1-738 (245 amino acids)
Molecular function (GO): zinc ion binding
Source: RefSeq, a predicted model, not a curated record
AUGGUCUCUCUUGACAAGGACAACCAGGACAUUUGUCCUAUCUGCCUGGAUCCCCUGAAGGAAGCUGUGAGCACCGACUGCAGACACCUCUUCUGCCGCAUAUGCCUGACCCAGCACAUGGAUAAGGCUUCAGUCUCUGGGGUUUUCAACUGCCCUGUCUGCAGGAAGCCCUGUUCCGAGGGGGUUCUUGGAGACAAUUACAUCUGCCACACCCACCAGAAGAGGGUGCGCAGGUUCUGUGAGACUAGCAGACAUCUCUUGUGUGAGAAAUGCCUCCAAUCCCCUGAGCACCAGUCCCAUACUGAGCUCUCCAUUGAAAAUGCCAUCAACCAUUACAAGGAAAGACUCACUCGUAGAAGCAGGAAGGUCAGAAAGCGGGACCUUCAACUGCUUAAGGCUCGGGAAGAGAGGAUGCUGCAGGCUCUGCAGGUAGAUUGGGAGAGCCACAUGCUAAGAACUGACCUGCAGAACCAUGACCAAACCAAGGAACAAUUGGAGGCCCUCCAUUGGCGUUGGCUGGACCAACAAGAGGACUUACCAGAAGAGGUGGCCAAGAUCUUUAACUUCUCUGAGGCAGUAACACAGCUCAGCAUCCUGGUUUCUGGCCUGGAAAGGAUGGCCAAGGAACUGGAUGCCAGCACCCUGAAGGAUGCCAGUGACUUACUGGACAGGAGUGCACCACAGAAAUUAGAAGAACUUCUCUCUCGUGUUUCUCCAGCCAGUUCAAAGCUCAGUUAG